UACACAGUACAUUUGCUUUUAUGGAAAAAAAUCUUUAAUUCUUUCUGUAAGUCGUCUUAUUAUUAUUAUAAAUACACAAAUAUACACUCCUUACAGUACAUUCAUAAUGAUACCAAAGAUACUACUAUAUUGAAUCAAGUAUCUAUUUGCAUCGGUCUGAUCAAGACGAAAGAAGAUGUUUAUUAUAACAGUUUUGAGGAAAUUAUGCUUUAUUUUCAUUUAACUCCCAUUAAUUCUCAGUCACUUGUUAAACACUAUGACAGUUAAAAAUAAAACUCAAAAUUCCUAAUUUCCAACGAAAACUUUCUGGACUGCCUAAACUUGUCACGAACGGGGCACGAGGGCGGACCCAAAAGCACGACUCCAGAAACACGCAAACGGCGUAGAGGAAACCUUUAUUCAGUCCAAGGACCCCGAUGACGACUGGUCCGCGCCAGAUCGUUGAGGUUCAUGUCCCGUUCGAGUACUCCCGUAUCCCUGAUCGACAACCCGUGUGUACCGACCUUCGCCUGUUCUCCGAACAACCCCGUAAGCCUGACUCCUUUGACACAUCUGCCUGCUUUGAUUGUUCUCCUGUGUACCGACUCCUGCCUGUCCGCUCAUCUGUUCUCUUCGCCCGACGUCCCAACUACCGCUGCUGCACCUGACUGCCUGCCCGAUCCGCGACCAUUGAAUAAUAAACGUUUCUCCCUGAACUACCUUGCAGCUUCCGUGUCCUCCUACAUUUGGGUCCUACUCCCGUUCCGAUGGGUCUUGAACAGAACGAUUUGGCCACAACAGGACCCAGCAGGAAAGACCCGGCGUUGCCGGGACCGACGCAAGAUAGACCGUCUGCCGGAGGACCAAGCCUGUCCAAUUCGGGUAGGCUCCUUGAUGUCCUCCGCUUCCGUGUCUUACGCUCUACCACCGAGCUACGAAUACGUCCCGACCACGACACGUCCAGCUCCGCAUAUUCUUCUAGAGUCCAACUUUUCGGAAUAUGAGGAGGACCGUGAUUUGUAUGACCAGCUGCCUGAGUACGACUCCGAUGAUUUUGAUUAUGAAUCUCUUUGCCCGGUCUUUCAUCCCAGUCAGUUUGUUUCACCUCCCUGCGUUUCCAGCACCCGAGCGUCUUCGCGCGGUAGGUCGAAGUACACCAAUCCGUGUGAGGUAACCCGUUUGGCCAUCUACCCGGGACCUCCGCGUAGCGGCCAGAGGAGACGUCCAGGUCGGGCGCUCCCUUGUGCCUCCCGCGGCGCGCCAACAAAGCCUAACCCUAACCCUCGCCAAUUGCACGGUGAAGUGGGAAUGGUUCCGCCACCUCGCCAACCGCAUGUAGCUGUGGAAACGGAUCCGCCUCUUCGCGAUUCCCACGUUGAGGUUUUGGCUGUUCCGAGCAGAGCUUACGCUGCAGUUGGAACUGACCCGCUCCCGAGACACGCCCACGUGUCAGUUUCGACGGACUCGUUACGGACUCCUGCUCACGCGGCAGUCGGAACUGACCCGCUCCCGAGACACGCCCACGUGUCAGUUUCGACUGACUCUCUGCUGACUCUCGUUCACGUCGCCCUGGAAACGGACCCGCCACCGCGCCACGCCCACAUUGCUGUUUCAACGAAUGCACGGCAAGCUCACGUGGCAGUGGGGACCGACCCGAUGCCGCCUCACGUUGCUGUCCAGGAGGUGGCGACGUCUCCGCAUCCGCUUCUCGCCCGUGCCCUGGAGUACCAGUGGCGACCGGCCCGCGGUCGCUCCCAGUUCCUGCUUCUUCAGCGACCGGUCCGCGGUCGCCCCCUGUUCCUGCUCUGUCGGUGACGGGCACGGCCAUACGUUCCCGUCCAGGAGGUGGC
This is a messenger RNA of Syngnathoides biaculeatus (alligator pipefish), 1829 nucleotides long. RefSeq lists its product as uncharacterized. The record is from RefSeq and is a predicted model, not a curated record. The transcript has 2 exons. Lineage: Eukaryota; Metazoa; Chordata; Actinopteri; Syngnathiformes; Syngnathidae. Bases 451 to 1794 code for a protein of 447 amino acids.